Molecule: messenger RNA, 1719 nt
Organism: Aspergillus homomorphus CBS 101889
Lineage: Eukaryota; Fungi; Ascomycota; Eurotiomycetes; Eurotiales; Aspergillaceae
Product: cytochrome P450
Exons: 4
Coding region: 1-1719 (572 amino acids)
Molecular function (GO): heme binding; iron ion binding; monooxygenase activity
Source: RefSeq, a predicted model, not a curated record
AUGUUACUCUCGAUUAUUAUCACCGCCCUCCUCGCCUGGCUCUGGUAUAGCAUCUAUUGUCUGAUUCAGAAUAUCAACCGGGCCCGGAAACUAGGGCUUCCCUACCAUAUCCUCCCCGUCAGCCCUGUCAACCCACUCUGGGUUGUACUUGAACCAGUAAUCUUCUAUGUUCUAGAUCGCUUGCCUUUUCAGUUUGGUCGCCUUACACACUAUGGCCGGCGGGGUUGGCAAUUCAAAGAUAAGGCACAAUCACAUCUUCGCAUGGGAGACGCGUUUGCGAUUGCAACUCCAUUCGAAGUGUUUGUCUAUAUCUGCGAUGCCCAGGCGAUCACGGAGAUUAUUAACCGUCGCUCUGAUUUUGUUCGCCCGGUUGAGCUUUAUAAAAUGUUAGAUGUCUUUGGUCCUAAUGUGGCGACAACUAUCGGAGCCGAUUGGCAACGUCACCGCAAGAUCGUGGCCGCCCCCUUCAACGAGAGGCUGAACAGCUUUGUCUGGGACGAGGCCAUCUCCCAGACGCAAGGCCUGCUCGCCAGCCGCGGAAAAGACUCUCAGUUCCGCGGCUUGGGCACGGACAUUCGUAUAUUAGCCCUGAACGUUCUGGCCGCCACGGGCUUCAAGCGCGCGCAAUCCUUCCAAAGCUCCAGCUCGGGGGAUCACCGUCGCUCCUACGGCGAGUCUCUCAACAUCUUGAUGGAGAAUUCCUUCCUGAUCAUGGUCAUCCCUCCCUGGAUCCUGCGGUUGCCGAUCCUGCCCAGCUGGUGUCGGCGCGUCGGCCAUGCGUUCGAGGACUUCAGGCAACAUAUGUUGGCCAUGUUCAACGAGGAGAAAGCGCUCAUCGACCGGGGUCAGCCUGGCACGGGGACGCUGAUGUCGACCCUGAUCCGCGAGUCUGAGGUCACCACCACCGGCCACUCUAGCAGCGGCGCGCGCAAGCAGCCUCCCCUCACCCUCCAUGAGAUCCUGGGCAACAUCUACGUGAUCAACUUCGCCGGCCACGAUACCACCGCCAACACCCUGACCUACCUGAUGUUCCUGCUGGCCGCCUACCCGGAUAUUCAGGAAUGGAUCGCGGAGGAGAUCCGAACGGUCAUACCCGCCAUUAGAGAUACAGACCAAACACCGGGGUUGGGCAGCUACAAGGAGGCCUUUCCCCGGCUGAAACGCUGUUUCGCUGUCCUGCUCGAAACCGUCCGCCUAUACCCAGCAAUCAUCGCCCUGCCGAAAUCCGUCGCCCCGCAAGAAGGAACCACACUACAUCUGCUCGAGAGCAACCGCACCCUCACCCUGCCACAGGGCACCGCCAUCCUCCCCAGUCUCCUCGCCGUCCAGACCCACCCCCGGUACUGGCCCGAGGAGCCCCAGCACUGGCGUCCACGACGCUGGAUCCAGGCCACCACCACAACAGCCAAAGCAGCAGAUACACAGCAAGAGACGAUCAUGGACCCCAAGCCAGGCACCUAUAUCCCCUGGUCAGCCGGGGUGCAGGUGUGCGCGGGCCAGAAAUUCGCUCAGGUCGAAACCGUCGCCCUGCUGGCGGCGUGCUUCCGCGCUCACCGGCUGCGGGCUAUCCGUCUGCCUGGGAAGGAUUUUGAGGCCAUGCAGAAGCGCCUGGUGGCUAUGACUAUGGAUACUCAUCAGCUGCUGGUUAUUCAGAUGCGAGAUCCGGAUAGCGUGCCUUUUGUGUGGGAGUAUGUGGGGGAUGGGAGUGAAGGACAGUAA